Fusarium venenatum is the source of this 243-nucleotide messenger RNA. NCBI's taxonomy places the organism in Eukaryota, Fungi, Ascomycota, Sordariomycetes, Hypocreales, Nectriaceae. The record is from RefSeq and is a predicted model, not a curated record.
AUGCUAGACGCUUGGAGCAUCUCUUCCAGCCGCACACCUGGUUCCUUCGGGGCUGGUUGCACACAGCGCUCGCUUGCUUUACGAAGUGAAAGGACGUGUCUACCCGUGAGGGUACAGCGCCAAGAGGCGCUCGCAGUACGAAGUAACGGAUCGCAAAUCACAGUCAGCGAACGACUGAUGGGUUUCAUCCUUAUUUCGAUAAGCAACUGUCAUUUUUUGGCGAGAUGGGGAUGUAUAUUAUGA